Molecule: messenger RNA, 1466 nt
Organism: Brassicogethes aeneus
Lineage: Eukaryota; Metazoa; Arthropoda; Insecta; Coleoptera; Nitidulidae
Source: the annotation of a GenBank genome assembly
AGAUAAGAUAGCGCUGGUGUCGGGCACAGUCAUUUCGUAACAGAAGCGUCGUUUUGUAAACCAAAACGUGUCUCAGCGUGAAUUCGCCAAGUUUGUUUGUGUUACCGAGUGCCCCCAAAGAAUCGAACAAGAUGACCGUGGAAGAGGAAGUGAUGAGGCUACAGAAAAAACUCAGUAAAAUGACGUCAGAAGAUGGAAGUGGACAAGAACAAGCUCUAGAUUUACUGAAAGAACUCCAAAGAUUGGACAUAAACCUGGAAGUAUUGACAAAAACCCGUAUCGGUAUGACAGUCAAUGCCCUCAGGAAAUCCAGCACAGACGAAGAGGUUAUAAGUCUUUCAAAAACACUAAUUAAAAACUGGAAGAAAUUUUUAUCGGGUUCAGGAACCCCAGGUAAAGAAUCAUCCAGUAGCUCUUCAAAACCUAAAAAAGAAAAGGAAGAAAAGAAACCUGCCAAAGAAGAAAAAGAAAGGGACAAAGAACAAAAGACAACAUCUUAUCCACCCAAUUCAAAUACCACAGACUCUGUUCGUUUAAAGUGUAGGGAAAUGCUAUCAGCAGCUAUCAGUACAGAUUCAAAAGCAGAGGAUUUUGAUGGUUGUGCGUCAGCUGAAGAGCUAGCGGAAGAAUUGGAAGAGGCGAUCUUCUGCGAAUUCAAAAACACCGACAUGCGCUACAAGAACCGCGUGCGCUCCAGGAUCUCGAACCUGAAGGACGUGAAGAACCCGACUCUGCGAACGAACUUCCGCAUCGGCGCCAUCUCCGCCGCCCGGCUGGCGGUGAUGACGGCCGAAGAGAUGGCCAACGACGAGGUGAAGCUGCUGAGGGAGAAGUUCACCAAGGAGGCGAUCAACGACGCGCAGCUGGCGACCGCGCAGGGCACCAAGACGGAAAUGCUGAAGUGCGGCAAGUGCAAGAAGCGCAACUGCACGUACAACCAGCUGCAGACGAGGUCUUCGGACGAACCCAUGACCACUUUUGUGCUGUGCAACGAGUGCGGCAACAGGUGGAAGUUCUGCUGAUUUGGAGGCGUUCGCACGUAUAAAAUUGUGUUUCUACGAACGAUAACGGUUAAUGUUGUUUUUCGGUUGGUUGGAGACUACCGGUAGGAUAAGUAGGAAUGUAAUUUGUCGCGAUUAUUGCAAGGGUUUUUGGUGUACCAAUAAUAGACCUUUUAACAAAAGUUGGACGGACAAUUUUAUAACUUUUGUAUUUGCUUGUGUGCUAUUUUUUUAAAAGGCCUUAUUGAUAUAGUUUCCCUUUUAUUGCAGUCGUAUUUUUUAAGUUGCGGUCAUUUAUCUUUGUUUGGACGGUUUUGACCGUUUUUAAGAUAAUUAGCCGACUUUUUUGGUUUUAAAAUCUGCAAAAUGUAUUAAAUUACAAUCAUUGUUUUAAAAGUACAAAACAAAGUUUGAAAAUUGAAUUCUAUUUAAACUGAAUAACGAGAAGACUAAAUAAACAAUUUU